UUCAUGUAAACAUUGAGUGACAGAGUUUUUUAUUCAGGCUGUCUUAACCUUUGUUAUUCAUUUAAUAACUCAUGCUACAUUUCUACAAAGAUGCGUUUGUCUUCAUUGAUGCAUUCGCUAGGAUGUUUUCGCAGUCCACGUGUUGACAAGUGCAUUCGGCUGUAACCAUAGAUUUGGUAGGAGGUCAACACUGUAGCUCAGGUCUGUGUCAAAAUAGGGAAAUAGUUCUAAAGGUGUGGAGUCAUGGGGGUAACACUGGAGCGAGUUCAGAACAAGUUUGCCUGUAUUAUUGGUGAGCUGUGUGGAGAACCUAAGAUCCUAUCACAGUUUGCCAUUUGGGUAGACCUUCGUUUGGCUGAGUACAAGUCUAAAGGCUCCAUAUCACUGGAAUGUUCUGGCUCUGUGCCGGAGCCAUCAUGGCUGGAAGGUCUGACACCAAGCCCCCAAACUCUGUCCCAGAAUCCUUCCUCAUCCUUCUCCCGACCUACGUCCACUUAUGCCGGAGCACCUGCCCCACAUUCUCACACGGGAAACUUAACCGACAAAUCUGCAGAUGUUGUCGUGAAAACUGAAUCAUCGGGAGACGAUAGUUUCGCCUACCUAAGACAGUGUGCGGGAUUUGACACUGGUGACCAACUCAGUACGGAAAGAGCAAGCAAUGCACGCAAAAGAACUUUUGCACAUGCCAGUGCUUCCUAUAACGUGGGGGCAGAAUCAGUGGCCGAUACCUGCAGAAUUAGGCAGCCUGGUCCUCCAGGCCAUAAUGAACACGUGAACUUAUCUUCACCUGUGAAACGUUUCAGGAGGUCUAGUUCGUCAUCUACUGUUGUGCCAGUGUCUCAGGUAGAUGUGGAUUGUCCCGAUGUAGCUAUUCUCCCGUCUCCACACGCAAACACGUCCAUGGGAGAGGGCAGUUUGCUAACCGCAAAUGGUGGGGAGAGACCAGGAAUCAUUUCCAUUUUGGCUGAGGAAGCUUUUACAGGAGAUCUCUACAAUUCCAGGGAAUCUAUCAGCUCUGCCGCUCAUGGUUUCAGGCAAUCUUAUGACAACCAAGACGUGGAAUGGGCUCGAAAAGAGGCAGGGGGAAGUUAUGAGAGGCUGGGAUCACAAUGGUUGUCUCCACUUCACACACCAAUGAUCAUGGAGAGAUCUAGAAGCAAUUGCCAGACAGCCAAGAACAUCCAGUCUGCGGCGACGACAUUCGAAAGAUGGCUGGCGGUGAAAGAGAAGAGCAACCGCCGGCCAAUGGAGCAUAUUCCACCAGCAGAGCUGGAUAAGUAUCUGACGGACUUUUUCUCAACUGUGAAGAAACGAUCGGGACAGGAUUACAACUCGGACACUUUGCUGUCGUUGCGAUCUUACAUCGAUAGGUACCUACGUGAAAAAGGGUACCCGUGUUCCAUUACCAAGUCGGACGUUUUCGCCAACAGCCAGGUGGCUUUUAAAGUCAGGCGCCAGGAACUCGCUGGUGGAGGGACACACUUACGGUCUCCAUCGUUCGGACAUUUAGCCAACGGGAUUCCACUGUCCCCAAAUACUUUAGGUGCGAACAAAAACGGUGGAAUGGGUUUACCUCUGCCUUCAACAGAUUCAUCCUCGGGUAGUAUUUCAAACGUUCCCAGAAACUCUCUUUCUCAUCUAAUUUCAUCACCAGAAGCUGAUUCUCUUUCAGAAGGCAACUCGAUUUCUCAGAUAAAUAACUCCUAUCGACAACCUGACUUACAGCACACUUCGGAAGACAAUGUGGAUCCUAGUUCCAAAUCAGAUACGGGAAAAUCUUUCAUGACGACGUCUCACACGGAACCAUCAAAAUCAGGAACGCCUGAUCAAGUCAACGUCAUGGAUAGCACUGGUGUAGUCCCAGCAACUCGCAGCGUGUGUUCCGAGAAACGUUCCUCAAGUUCACCUGGAGAGUCCCGCAGUCCGUCAUCGGAAAUAUCCAGUCCUAUAGACGUUGUUCAAGUCCUGCCUUAUAGGGCUCUUUCAGAUUCUAGUCGAAGUUCCCACAACACCGAAACUCCUUCCAGUCCGUUAAGCUUUUUCUCUGACUUGCCUAAAAUGCCACAAACACUAGCACAAACAACACCACAAACACUACCACGGGGGUUACAAGAGGAGCAGCAGUGA
Molecule: messenger RNA, 2127 nt
Organism: Liolophura sinensis
Lineage: Eukaryota; Metazoa; Mollusca; Polyplacophora; Chitonida; Chitonidae
Exons: 5
Coding region: 244-2127 (627 amino acids)
Source: RefSeq, a predicted model, not a curated record